Molecule: messenger RNA, 963 nt
Organism: Aegilops tauschii subsp. strangulata
Lineage: Eukaryota; Viridiplantae; Streptophyta; Magnoliopsida; Poales; Poaceae
Product: 3'-5' exonuclease-like
Biological process (GO): nucleobase-containing compound metabolic process
Cellular component (GO): cytoplasm; nucleus
Molecular function (GO): nucleic acid binding; 3'-5' exonuclease activity
Source: RefSeq, a predicted model, not a curated record
CAACCAAACCCAUCGAGCAUAAUACUAUCGUGAGAACUCCGGCGAGUUGUAAGCUUACGUGAGCACCGAUCGCAGAUCCGCAGGGGCACACAUGAAGCGCCGUACCCAGGAGGUGCACGUCGCCGGCCGCACCGCGCACGCCACCGUGACCUCGCACCCCGCCGUCGCGCGCCGGUGGGUACACACGACGCGGUGGCGCAACGGCGGCCGUCUCCGCUCCAGCGCCGGGCUCAUCGUCGGCAUGGGCGUCCAGUGGACCCCGCCCUUCCGCCGCCUGCCCGACGGCGCCGAGCCGCGGCCGGCCACGCUGCAGCUCUGCUGCGGGCGCCGGUGCCUCGUGUUCCAGAUCGGGAAGGCCGGCGCCGGCAGCGUCCCUCUGAUCCUCCAGCGUUUCCUGGAGGACGCCCGCGUGGAUUUCUUCGGGUACAACGUCCUGUCCGACUGCCGCAAGCUGAGCGCCCACUACGGCCUGCGGGUGGCGUGCCCGCGAGAGCUGCGCCUGGUGACGGGCAUGGGGAACGCAUCGAUGGAGAGCAUGGCGGAGCAGCUCCUCGGGUGGCGCGGGGUGAAGAAAUCGCAGCGGGUGGGCGUCAGCAACUGGGACGUCAGCACGCUGUCGAAGAGGCAGGUGAGGUACGCGGCCAGCGACGCCUUGGUCUCGUACUGCCUCGGCGCCAAGUGUUUGAAGUAAUCGGAACCUGUAAGCUGGUUCACCUUUGUUAAGAGCAGGACCAGCAGCUUUUGGAUCACUAAUCUACUUUAGAUUACUUGCUUAUUACUCCCUUCCUAAAGAAAUAUAGGAGCGUUUAGAUCACUAAGCUAGUGAUCUAAGUGCUCUUAUAUUUCUUCAACUAAGCGAUCGUGUUGAUCAAUGUUUUAAGCAACUAUGUACUGUACUUCCGUCCGGGUGUACAUACCCCAAGUCUAUUAGUAUCGAUGAAGAUUAUGGAUCAGUUAUCUCUC